This is a messenger RNA of Loxodonta africana (African savanna elephant), 2953 nucleotides long. It is a transcript of the gene CTNNA2, whose product is annotated as catenin alpha 2. Gene Ontology annotation, cellular component: adherens junction; actin cytoskeleton; catenin complex. Gene Ontology annotation, molecular function: actin filament binding; cadherin binding; beta-catenin binding. The coding region runs from base 1 to 2898 and encodes 965 amino acids. The record is from RefSeq and is a predicted model, not a curated record. Gene Ontology annotation, biological process: cell migration; cell-cell adhesion. The transcript is spliced from 20 exons. Lineage: Eukaryota; Metazoa; Chordata; Mammalia; Proboscidea; Elephantidae.
AUGACUUCGGCAACUUCACCUAUCAUUUUGAAAUGGGACCCCAAAAGUUUGGAAAUCAGGACUUUAACAGUGGAGAGGCUGCUGGAACCACUUGUUACACAGGUGACGACCCUUGUCAACACAAGCAACAAAGGCCCGUCUGGUAAAAAGAAAGGGAGGUCUAAGAAAGCCCAUGUACUAGCUGCUUCUGUAGAGCAGGCCACUCAGAACUUCCUGGAAAAGGGGGAACAGAUUGCUAAGGAGAGCCAAGAUCUCAAGGAAGAAUUGGUUGCUGCUGUAGAGGAUGUUCGAAAACAAGGUGAGACGAUGAGGAUUGCUUCUUCGGAGUUUGCUGAUGACCCGUGCUCCUCGGUGAAGCGUGGCACUAUGGUGCGGGCAGCAAGGGCUUUGCUCUCAGCAGUUACACGCCUUCUUAUCCUGGCAGAUAUGGCGGAUGUUAUGAGACUUUUAUCACAUCUGAAAAUUGUGGAGGAGGCCCUGGAAGCCGUCAAAAACGCUACAAAUGAGCAAGACCUCGCAAAUCGCUUUAAAGAGUUUGGAAAAGAGAUGGUGAAACUUAACUACGUAGCAGCAAGGAGACAGCAGGAGCUGAAGGACCCUCACUGUCGGGAUGAGAUGGCAGCUGCCCGAGGAGCUCUCAAGAAGAAUGCCACAAUGCUGUAUACAGCCUCGCAAGCGUUUCUCCGCCACCCAGAUGUGGCUGCCACAAGAGCCAACCGAGAUUAUGUGUUCAAACAAGUCCAGGAAGCCAUUGCUGGCAUCUCCAAUGCUGCCCAAGCUACCUCGCCCACUGACGAAGCCAAAGGCCACACAGGCAUUGGUGAGCUGGCCGCGGCUCUGAAUGAGUUUGACAACAAGAUUAUCCUCGACCCCAUGACGUUCAGCGAGGCCCGGUUCCGGCCGUCCCUGGAGGAGAGGCUGGAGAGCAUCAUCAGUGGCGCGGCGCUGAUGGCCGACUCGUCCUGCACGCGCGACGACCGGCGCGAGAGGAUCGUGGCCGAGUGCAACGCGGUGCGGCAGGCGCUGCAGGACCUGCUCAGCGAGUACAUGAAUAACAAAAGAUUUGGAAAAUGGCUAGAUGAUAGCACAAAGACUGGAAGGAAAGAAAAAGGAGAUCCUCUAAACAUUGCAAUUGAUAAGAUGACCAAGAAAACAAGAGAUCUAAGGAGACAGCUUCGGAAAGCAGUGAUGGAUCACAUAUCCGAUUCUUUCUUGGAAACCAACGUCCCUUUGUUAGUUCUCAUUGAAGCUGCAAAGAGUGGGAAUGAAAAGGAAGUGAAAGAAUAUGCCCAGGUUUUCCGUGAGCAUGCCAAUAAGCUGGUGGAGGUUGCCAACUUGGCCUGUUCCAUAUCCAACAAUGAGGAAGGGGUGAAAUUAGUCCGGAUGGCAGCCACCCAGAUUGACAGUCUGUGUCCCCAGGUCAUCAAUGCUGCUCUCACACUGGCUGCCCGGCCACAAAGCAAAGUUGCUCAGGAUAACAUGGAUGUCUUCAAGGACCAGUGGGAGAAGCAGGUCCGAGUCCUGACCGAGGCCGUGGAUGACAUCACCUCGGUGGAUGAUUUCCUCUCUGUCUCAGAAAACCACAUCUUGGAGGAUGUGAACAAGUGUGUGAUAGCCCUCCAAGAGGGAGAUGUGGACACCCUGGACCGGACAGCGGGGGCCAUCAGAGGCCGGGCAGCCCGAGUCAUCCACAUCAUCAAUGCUGAGAUGGAGAACUAUGAAGCUGGGGUUUAUACUGAGAAGGUGCUAGAAGCUACAAAAUUGCUCUCUGAGACAGUGAUGCCACGCUUUGCUGAACAAGUAGAGGUUGCCAUUGAAGCCCUGAGUGCCAACGUCCCUCAGCCGUUUGAGGAGAAUGAAUUCAUCGAUGCCUCUCGCCUGGUAUAUGACGGUGUUCGGGACAUCAGAAAGGCUGUGCUGAUGAUCAGGACACCAGAAGAACUAGAGGACGAUUCUGACUUCGAACAGGAAGAUUAUGAUGUACGCAGCCGAACAAGUGUCCAGACUGAAGAUGACCAGCUCAUUGCAGGGCAGAGUGCACGGGCCAUCAUGGCGCAACUACCCCAGGAGGAGAAGGCAAAGAUAGCUGAGCAGGUGGAGAUCUUCCACCAAGAGAAAAGCAAGCUGGAUGCUGAAGUGGCUAAAUGGGAUGACAGUGGCAAUGAUAUCAUUGUAUUGGCCAAGCAGAUGUGCAUGAUCAUGAUGGAGAUGACGGACUUCACCAGAGGCAAAGGCCCAUUGAAAAACACAUCUGAUGUCAUUAAUGCUGCCAAGAAAAUUGCUGAAGCAGGUUCUCGAAUGGACAAAUUGGCCCGUGCUGUGGCUGAUCAGUGUCCUGAUUCAGCAUGUAAGCAGGAUUUAUUAGCCUACCUUCAACGAAUUGCCUUGUAUUGCCAUCAGCUCAAUAUCUGCAGCAAGGUGAAGGCAGAAGUACAGAAUCUGGGAGGAGAGCUCAUUGUAUCAGGGACAGGAGUUCAGAGCACUUUCACUACCUUUUAUGAGGUAGAUUGUGAUGUCAUAGAUGGGGGCAGGGCUAGUCAACUUUCUACCCACCUCCCAACCUGUGCUGAGGGAGCUCCGAUCGGGAGUGGAAGCAGUGAUUCCUCCAUGCUGGACAGUGCCACAUCACUCAUCCAGGCAGCUAAAAACCUGAUGAACGCCGUCGUCCUCACAGUGAAAGCAUCCUAUGUGGCUUCGACCAAAUACCAGAAGGUCUAUGGGACAGCAGCUGUCAACUCACCUGUUGUGUCUUGGAAGAUGAAGGCUCCAGAGAAGAAGCCCCUCGUGAAGAGAGAAAAACCUGAAGAAUUCCAGACGCGAGUUAGACGGGGUUCUCAGAAGAAACACAUUUCGCCUGUACAGGCUUUAAGUGAAUUCAAAGCAAUGGAUUCCUUCUAGGACGAUAGGCUUUAAGAAGAAAGCAUUUUCUUUCUUUUUUUCCUUUCAUUUUCUU